ACGCCAUGCGUUUACACGGGAAAUAUUCCGCCAGAGCUGCAAGGGGGCCAGUACGUUCGCAACGGUGGCAACCCAGUGGGCCAUGAAGACCUUGGCAGAGAUGCACAUUGGUUCGAUGGUGAUGGGAUGCUAUCUGGUGUUGCUUUCGGGAGAAUAUCUCCAAAUGAUGGCCGCAUCAUACCUAAAUUUGUCAACCAAUUCAUCUUAACCGACCUUUAUUUGUCUAAGAAGACAACAGCAGUCUCAUCACCAAUCAUGCCAAGCAUAACAACCCUCGUCAAUCCCCUCUCAACCCUGUUUCAAAUUAUACUAUCUGUGUUACGGACCGUAUUCUUGGUCUUUCUUUCGCAUCUCCCUGCUUCACAGCAGGCGAUAAAACGCAUCAGCGUUGCGAAUACGUCUAUACUCUAUCACGACGGCAGAGCCCUGGCCACCUGCGAAAGUGGUCCGCCAAUGCGCAUCCAACUUCCUUCCUUGGAUACUGUGGGUUGGUUUGAUGGUGUUCAGGCCGAAGGCGAGCCGGAAGGCGUCGAGUCCCAGUUAGACGCCCGUCGGUUCGGGGGCAACGGCGCCUUGAGCUUUUUGAAGGAAUGGACGACCGGGCAUCCAAAGGUGGACGACAGGACGGGCGAAAUGCUACUCUAUCACAACACAUUUGUGCCUCCUUUUGUUCACUACUCGGUGAUUCCAAGUAGCCUCUCGAACAACAGCAACACUCCCAAACUCAAACUUAUCAAUGAACCGGUGGCCGGAGUAUCUGGAGCGAGGAUGAUGCACGACUUUGGGGCUUCACAUACGCAAACCAUCAUUAUGGACUUGCCACUAUCUCUAGACCCUCUAAACUUACUGAGGAAUAGGGAAGUGGUAUCUUACGACUCAUCAAAACCCUCUCGGUUCGGCGUCUUUCCUCGACAUAAGCCAGACGAUGUGCGAUGGUUCACCAGUCCGGCCUGCUGUAUCUUUCAUACAGCGAACGCAUGGGAUACAAUCGUGGAACGCAAAGUGGCGUCUGUUAACCUCUUGGCGUGUCGGAUGACCUCGGCUACUCUCAUUUACAGCGCUGGUAAUAUUGCCCCUCCAAAUGUCUUGAGCAACACCGAGAAUAUCGAGCUUGAGGAGACUCGCUCCAUUAAAGAAAAUCUCCACGGGCCGCUAGGGACAAUGUGUCAUUACGAGAAAGGUCCAGUUCUCGAAUCAUCCACCUCAACACCAAACGCUCCUAAUUGCCCCUCAGCUCACGCGUCUGAAGACAACGACCAAUGCCGCCUGUAUUAUUACGAGUUUGACCUAUCCACAACAGGGAAGAAUCAAGUUUCUCAUGAAUGGGCCCUGUCGGCAAUACCCUUCGAAUUUCCAUCUGUCCGUCCAGACUGCGAAAUGCAACAAGCUCGCUACAUAUACGGGUGCACCACAUCAUCAUCCUGCUUUGGUGUUGCCCUUGGAAAAGCCGUCAAGAUUAAUGUUAUAGCCAAGAUCGACUCCAAGAGGCUCAUUCAAAAAGGAAAGGACAUGCAUAUCACGCCUGUCAAAGGGUGUGUAGAUGAGCGAACAGUCAGGGAAAUAAUCGACGAAGACAACAAGGAUGAUCCCAUCCAAUGCUUUCGCCUUCCAACGAAUCACUUUGCCCAAGAGCCACGUUUUAUUCCCAGGUCAUCAUCGGACGAAGAAGACGGCGGAUAUCUCCUCUUCUAUGUUUUUGACGAGUCUCAGCUGAACCUGUCUGGCGAAUGCCCUACCUCAGCCGUGUCCGAGCUCUGGAUCCUGGAUGCCAAGAGUAUGCGGAAUGUCAUUGCAAGGAUUACGCUCCCGCAGCGUGUGCCUUAUGGGUUGCACGGAACCUGGUUCUCUCAUUCAGAUAUCGAGAAACAGAGGGACGUCAAGACGUUUCGAAGCUUGGAACAACUUCAAACAAAGAAACAGAAGUGGGAAUCCGACCGCAAACAGUGGUGGUGUUCUUGGGUCCAAUGGGGGGACAUGUUAGAAAAGGCGGUUGGAUAG
Fusarium vanettenii 77-13-4 is the source of this 1998-nucleotide messenger RNA. RefSeq lists its product as uncharacterized. Gene Ontology annotation, molecular function: carotenoid dioxygenase activity. The annotation marks the transcript as partial. NCBI's taxonomy places the organism in Eukaryota, Fungi, Ascomycota, Sordariomycetes, Hypocreales, Nectriaceae. Gene Ontology annotation, biological process: carotene catabolic process. The transcript has a single exon. The record is from RefSeq and is a predicted model, not a curated record.